This is a messenger RNA of Blastomyces gilchristii SLH14081, 2469 nucleotides long. RefSeq lists its product as uncharacterized. Lineage: Eukaryota; Fungi; Ascomycota; Eurotiomycetes; Onygenales; Ajellomycetaceae. The record is from RefSeq and is a predicted model, not a curated record. Bases 433 to 1749 code for a protein of 438 amino acids. The transcript has 2 exons.
GUCUACAACCAACAAGCAAGCGCGCUUAUUUAACCAGGUUCAGCCAGGAUUCUGCUUUACGGUGGCUGAAUUUAGAGGUACUGUUGUAAUUCAAAUCGUUUAAAUAUAUCAUAUGCAGUUUUUAUGAAGACUCUUUGAAAUUUAUGUAUCUGAAAUGCUAAUUGGUCAAGCAAGGAAUUGAGAUUUCAUGGUUUUCGGCGGCUGGGUCGGAUAACUUUAAUCUCGGCUUCAAUUUUUUCAAUAAUAAAGCGCUUCUCAACCAACAAUAUUCCGUAUCUCAUACCAACAUUUGUUAUGCCUGCACUUUUUUUUAUAAUUUCCCCUUAAAGCCACACAAGCACAUGUGUUUCACCUGUGUUGAACUCCAGAGCUUGUCCCCAAUGCCCUCGCGGGUCUUACCUGCGCAGGAGGGCAGAGAGCUCAGUACAUCGGAUGGGCACGGCGAUAGCCGCCGGAACCUGCAGGCUACGGAGCCUGGGGCCAAUGCAGCUGUGGAACGUGGUGGGAUCCGGUCGGUCCGUGUUGUCUGGGCUGGCUUCCUCUCGAGCGAGGCUUCGACCCCCGUGCGCAUAUCCAGUUACACGCGUGAGGAGCACAACGUCGAAAAGGUCGUUCCACUCGAGCCCUCCCUCUCUAUCCGAACGUCGCAUAUCGUAUCGCAUUGCCGCGUCCGCCUCCGGGAAAGGUCAAAAACUCUCUCCUGCGAAAAAUGUCAUUAGCUUUAACCCGGAGGAGCAAGCCGCUCUUGGCUUGCAGACCGGGACAACUGCUUUGGCUCGGAAAAUGUCCCGGUUUGAUAGUGGAGAGGAUGCCUUCUUUGUGAGCAAGGUGAAUGAUGAACCCAGCGCUGUCGCUUUUGGCGUGGCAGAUGGUGUAGGAGGUUGGUCCGAAUCUGGAGUGGACCCGGCAGAUUUCUCUCAUGCUCUUUGCAGCAACAUGGCCCAAGCCGCGUUGGAGUGGAAUUCAAAAUUAGAAAAAGUGAGGCCUAGGGCUCUAAUGCAGGCCGGUUAUGAGAGAUGCAAAGCAGAUCAGUCUAUUUUUGCGGGUGGAAGUACCGCUAGCAUCGGCAUUGCCCAUAAUGAUGGCAGGGUGGAACUUGCGAAUCUCGGAGAUUCAGGGUCAAUUCUUUGCCGACUUGCAGCCAUUCAUCAUUACUCCGUUCCUCAAACGCACGAUUUCAAUACUCCGUACCAGCUCACCUUGGUCCCACCAAUCAUGCGAAUCCAAUCGUCAAUAUUCGGGGGUCGAGUCUUCGAGGACCUCCCCCACCACGCGAGCGUAACCAAUUUGAAAAUGCAACAUGGUGACGUGCUCAUUCUUGCCACCGACGGGGUCCUAGACAACCUUUUCAACCAAGACAUUUUAAAUAGCAUAACAGACCAAAUGAUAACCGCUGGCGCUUGGAAUGUUACUUCGGAGUCGGGGAUUCGCGUUGCCGCUGAUCUCGAUAAAUUCACUCAUGAAGGCGGCCUUAUCCCAGAGCCCAGGGUCUCGUCCACCUUGGCGAACGAUCCCCAAUCUCAGCAACCAAGAUCUAACGCUCAAACACGGCACCUUCCCUUACAAAGCCUCCUCGCUCUUACAGUCGUUCGGCAGGCCAAAGUUGCCAGCAUGGAUCGUCACAGGGACGGACCCUUUGCGAAACAGGCCCAGAGAUAUUAUCCAUGGGAUAGAUGGAGAGGUGGUAAAAUCGAUGAUAUCUGCGUAAUUGUCGUUGUUGCGGUGGAGGAAGGGAGAGCAGAAUCAUGACAAAAAUUCCAACUCGACCUCCAUGCCGGCGCGGAGAGUAAAAUUUGAAAAGAGGACGGUUCAUGAAGUGUAGAUUUGAGACGCCCCGUUGGUCGCCAUAUCCAUACAGCAACGGAGCCAGAUAGAAGAGAAAAAGCAAAAGGACACCAAUCAAUCUUCAGGACAAUUUCCGUUUUCAUGCCCCGAAUACUUUCAAAAGUCUUGUCAACAGAACUGUUUUGGCACGUACAAUAAAUAACGGCGAAAAAAAGGAGGUGCCAACUCAUAUGCUCCGGAUUUCCAGCCUAACAACCCCAUAUCUAUGCAUGCUUCGGCAUCCUCGCACUUGUUGAAUCAAUUUUGGAUGCCACUCACAAACCAAUAUUUUCUACUGCUACAUGCGGCUAUGCCUGAUUAUAUAUCCCCUAUAGACGUGUACAUAAGCGACAUAUUCUGUACAUAUUCACAUGUUUUGAAUGUCAAAUGACCAUAGCAGACUGCUAUGAGAGGUUAUUAACUAGAUUUCUUUAAUUACGUAUUCUGUUAGAUUAUUAACGGUCUAUCUUGUUAUAGUUAGCAGUUAUAUAGCGAUACUAUAAAUUUUCUGUGAGGGCUUCAGAUCUCAGGUUUGAAUAUAGUAGUAGCCCCCCAUUAAUUUUCAGUGUAGUAGUUGUAGUUGUAGAGAUAUCUUGACUAUCUAUAAAUCUCGUAAUAUAAUGAUAAAGUAAAAAACGAUCUAGA